CCGAUUCGCCGCUCCCACCAACACUGCCCCGAUUCACUGCCCUGAUUCACUGCUCCCACCAACACUGCCCUGACUAAGCCCGUGUCGCGAGCGGAGCCAUCGCUAGCUGCCGUGGACGUAUUGCGUGUGACAAGUGUGCAUGGACGUCCGACGUUGUGGACCGCCGCCAGCCUCGCCGGCCAACCUCACUGACCGGCCAACUUCACUGCACCCCCUCGCACCGCCCUCCCGCGCCGCACACGCAACCCGUCCCUCCGCCGCCGCGACCGCGCUGCCGUGCCCGUCCUCUUGUCGUCCGGCUGCCCUGGCGGUGCCCGCUCGCCGCGAACCGUCUUCAAUUGCACCGCGCGCUCUCCCCCUCCGCUUCGCCGGCUGCCGCCCCCGGCGCGCCCUGCCGACUGCGAACGCAUGGUGACAGCCUCGCAGCCCGCUCCAGCCGACAUUGUACAUAGCACCCACCUGCGCCACGCCACGGCUCGCCGUCCACACGCCCCGCGUCCGCGUCCGCGUCCGCGUUCGC
Molecule: messenger RNA, 520 nt
Organism: Didymella exigua CBS 183.55
Lineage: Eukaryota; Fungi; Ascomycota; Dothideomycetes; Pleosporales; Didymellaceae
Exons: 1
Coding region: 140-415 (91 amino acids)
Source: RefSeq, a predicted model, not a curated record